Molecule: messenger RNA, 2708 nt
Organism: Lampris incognitus (smalleye Pacific opah)
Lineage: Eukaryota; Metazoa; Chordata; Actinopteri; Lampriformes; Lampridae
Gene: rab18a
Product: RAB18A, member RAS oncogene family
Exons: 7
Coding region: 117-731 (204 amino acids)
Molecular function (GO): GTPase activity; GTP binding
Source: RefSeq, a predicted model, not a curated record
UCAAGAGGCUGUCAAAAUAUCUAUUGCAAGCUGUAAACAGCAGCACAUUUAUAACUAACGUCAUCGUGUCAGCAAUCACUUGGUGUGCGCCCGACUAAUACAACACACAAGAGGAAAUGGACGAUGACAUACUGACGACGCUGAAAAUAUUGAUAAUAGGAGAAAGUGGGGUUGGGAAAUCCAGCCUCCUUUUACGAUUCACGGAUGACACAUUUGAUCCAGAGCAAGCAGCAACAAUAGGUGUUGACUUCAAAGUGAAGACCCUCACUGUUGACGGUAACAAGACUAAGCUGGCAAUAUGGGACACAGCAGGCCAGGAGCGCUUCCGUACCCUGACACCGAGUUACUACAGAGGAGCCCAGGGAGUUAUCUUAGUGUACGACGUUACGCGGCGGGAGACUUUCGCCAAGCUGGACAACUGGCUCAAUGAGCUGGAGACGUACUGUACAAGGAAUGACCUCGUUAAAAUGCUAGUGGGGAACAAAAUAGAUAAGGAAAACCAUGAGCUAGACAGGAAUGAAGGACUGAAGUUUGCAAGAAAACAUUCCAUGCUUUUUAUAGAGGCCAGUGCUAAGACAAGGGACGGGGUGCAGUGUGCGUUUGAGGAGCUGGUUGAGAAGAUCAUCCAGACCCCAGGCCUGUGGCAGAGUGAGAUACACGGCCGAGGAGUCCAGCUCACUGACGAAGAUGCCGGGGGAGGAAGCUGUGGUGGCUACUGCUCCUUAGUCUAGACGUCAAAUAUACGCGUACACAGACACGAGACACACACACACACACAACCCACGUUCACAGACAUAUGCAACUGUAUACAAACACUACAUCAACACACACAUAGGUAUGUGUAUGCCAAAACAAUGUCACACUCCCAGACAUAUGGAAAGUGCUGCAUGAACAGGCAGAAUCUGACUCUACUGAUGCGCGCGCGCACACACACACACACACACACACACACACUUGAAAGAAAAGAAAAUCUCGCCAUCCCAGCAGGUGCUGUCCUAGAACAGAGGUCCCUCCUCAGACAUGAAGGCUGCGGCAGUCAGACCGUCUCCCAUUCCCCAGAGUUGUGAGGGGCCAUCCCUCUCUUCUCGCCAGCUGUGUUGAUACACACAAUGCUUUUUGCACACUUUCCAAUACCAUGGCUGCACUUGAACACUAAUAAGGUUCAGCCCUCCUCUGUUUGGCAUGUGAGGGAAUGAAAUGAGUUUCUCUCUCCUGCAGUAUGUUUUAAGUUAGAGGACUUUCUUUGUUUGCUCUUUUUUUUCCCCUGCAUGUUAUUAUUUUUGUCUUUAUUUGAAAUGCUGUCAUUACAAUGAAACAUGAAAUAAAUAUUAGCCCCUUCUGUUGGGCUAACAGCUUAAAAAAGCAUCUCUUUUGCAUGACACAAAAAAAGCUAUUUUUGAUCCUUAAUUGUAUCCAUCUUGCCUAUUUUUCUCAUGCCACCUUGCCACAAGAAACACAAUAGUAUAAAAUUCAACUCUUGUUUCCUUCCCCAGUGUGUCUUGUCUUUGCUCCAUGCUGUACGUGACUUUGUGCCGUCCCCCAACACGGCUCCCACCUUACUUAAUACUGCUGAAUUUUGAUAAGCUUAUCUAGCCCAAGCCGUCUUGAUUUCCCUCUCACCAGCCCGAAGCAGGGGCUGGGAUCAAGUGACUCUGAUGUCCACACCUCUGCCCCCUUUGUUCACAUUGUAAUAGCUACCAAGUGUUGGUAAUAACGUUCUACUACUUUCCAUUGACUUGAACUCCAGACCUCUCAGCAUCUUUUGAAGGGUGCAUAAAUCAAAGAGAUUGGCACAGGCAAGCUUUCCGCUGUGUGCUUGAGGAAAGAGGAAAAAAAAGGCAGAGAGAGCGAGAGAGAGGGUGCAAGAGACUUAAAAUUGCACGCCUUGUUUUGUAACUGGUUGCUUUAAUGGGGUGUGACCUGCUGGCGCUCGCUGAGAUAGACAGAUAAUACCAGUAAUAUCACUAGCUCUGUCAUGGCCUUCCAUAUAGAUCUCUUUGACUUGGACGAGACAAAGGAAAAGUGUUCAAUAUUAAACAGGACAGUGAGUCAUGAGGGUGUUUCCAUUGAAAUUGGAAAGUCAAAGAAAAAGGCUUCAUGCUCCACAUCGCUAAUGGAUUUCACAGUACUCCCGUCUCUGUGUUCAUCUGUGGGAGGCGGUUAUGGAUGUACUGUAACCCUGACCUCUGACCAUGUUUGUAGUAUUGGAGUGCUGGCAUGUGUUUUAAACUUCUGGGAAAUGUCAUUUUUGAGAGCUUGACUUUGUGACAGGGAUGGUGAAUGUGACACAGAUGCCUUUAUGUCUAAUCAUAAAUUAGGAUAGAUUUAUCUUCUUUUUAUUAUUGCAUGGAAAAAAUCGUUUGUUGUGUCGUUUCCUACUUGUUCAAUGGAUGAUCUGGAGAGACCGCUAACUCUGAACACUUAACAUUAUGGUUGCAUUUGUUGAAGCCUUGCAUACAGGUUUACCAUUGGAUUUAAUGAUGUAUUCAUCUGAAAGAAACAAAUUUACUUGGUUAUUAAACUGGCACAGGUAUCCUUUGUUCUUGUCCAUAUUUCAUUUGCAAUGACAUGUAUUCCUUGUAAACGGAUGUGUGCACUUUGAGAUUCCUGUAUGAAUUGUAAAGCUGUAUGUAUACAUAUUUCACAUCUAAGUCGCUCUAUGUAUUAAACUAAAUAAAAUACUUUUUUUUUUAAAGGAAUCCUUUAAU